This is a messenger RNA of Oryza brachyantha (malo sina), 1462 nucleotides long. Its product is annotated as BOI-related E3 ubiquitin-protein ligase 1-like. The record is from RefSeq and is a predicted model, not a curated record. The transcript is spliced from 4 exons. Bases 93 to 1151 code for a protein of 352 amino acids. Lineage: Eukaryota; Viridiplantae; Streptophyta; Magnoliopsida; Poales; Poaceae. Gene Ontology annotation, molecular function: ubiquitin-protein transferase activity.
CUCUCUCGCUCCUCUCCUCUCCUCCUCACACACUUGGCGCGCGCCUCGAUUCGUUCCCUUCUUUCGCCUUGCUUGCAAUUGCCGGCGGACCAAUGGCAGUGCAGGCGCAUUACCACCACCAUCAUCAUCACCAGCACCAGCAGCAGCCGCAGCCUCCCCUGUUCCUCGCCAGAGGCGUCGUCUCGCCGGAGAACACCAGGGCGGCGGCGAUGGAGUUCCCACAGAUGACGGCCGCGGCGGCGGCGGCGGCGCAGCAGCAGCAGCCUCCCUUGUUCUUGGAGUUCUCGCGCGGAGUCGGAGAUGGAGAUGGGGGCAGCAACUCGAGGAAGCGGCCGCGAGAGGCGGAGGCGGCCAUGGCGACGCGGAUGCUGUCGCUGCAGCCGCAGGCUCCUCAGGGGCACAAGGUGGUGAGCCUGGCGCAGCUGCACAAGCGGCCGGCGACGGGGCUCCGCCUCGACUUCGACGACGGCUCGGAGCACGUGUCCACGACUUCGUCCGCCUCGUCUCUCCUCCCCGGCGAGCUCGCCACGCAGUUCGACCAGUACAAGGACGAGAUGGCGCAUCUGCUCCAGGAUCAUACGGAGAGGCUCCGCCGCGCGCUGGGCGAGGCGAGGCGGCGGCACUACCGGUCGCUGCUCGGCGCGGCCGAGGCGGCGGCGGCGCGGCGGAUGAGGGAGAAGGAAGUCGAGGCCUCGAAGGCGGCGCGGCGCGGCGCCGAGCUGGAGGAGCGGGUGGCGCGUCUGAGGGCGGAGGCGGCGACGUGGCAGGCGAAGGCGCUGGCAGACCAGUCCACGGCGGCGGCGCUCCACGCGCAGCUGCAGCAGGCGGCGGCCGCGGCGCAAGCGAGGGGCAAGGCGGAGGAAGACAACAACGGCGCCGCCGCCGCCGCGGACGACGCCGAGUCGGGGUUCGUCGACCCGGACAGAGUCGAGGAAGUGAUCCCCCCGCCGCCACCGCCGCCGUCCAGGCCGUGCCGGACGUGCCGGCAGAGACCCUCCUCCGUCGUGCUGCUCCCAUGCCGCCACCUCUGCGUGUGCGAGGCGUGCGAGCCCGCCGUGUCCACCGCCAUCACCGGCGCCGCCGCCGCCGCCGCCGCCUGCCCCACGUGCCGCGGCGCGGUCACCGGCACCGUGCAGGUCUUCCUCUCGUGAAGGAAAAACCAAACAUUGGUACAGAAAUGGCUCACCUUUUUUCCCCCACUCCCCUCGGGACAAACCCAUUGCUGAAAGCCAAAUCUGAACUAUGAAAAAUUGUAAAGUUUGCAUUUUUUCCUAGUUUCCUUCCAGUUCCUUGUUAAUCAAUUCGAUCUCUCCAUUAUCAGAUCAUAUGAGUCAAGAUCAAAUGAUACUCGGUACCUUUCGGCUGUUGUGUCCAGUGAGUUUUGGAAGAUUAAAAAACCAUCAAGAUUGGGUUAAGCAAAGUCACUGGCACUGAAUCACUGUCAAUGUAGAGUGAAUUUACC